GAAGUAUUUAAACUAGUAGCUCAGAGUGGGGGAUACAAGUUCUAAAUUGGUAUCUUCUGCAAGUGAAGACAAAGUUGCAAAAUUCUAAAAUGAAAUUCUUACUUGGUGUUGCCUUCUUUGGCUGUAUUGUAGCAGUGAGAGGACAGUUUUUCUUCGGGGGCAAAGCCUGUUAUGACGAAUCUGACUGUGGACCCGGAGAAUGCUGUGCAAGUUUCUUGCCUUUCAGGGGAGCCUGCAAGCCUCUCCAAAAAGAAGGUCUCAAGUGUCACGUGAAUGAAACGGUGUUCAGUUUGUCUGGGAUACAUAUCGUGAUGUGUCCGUGCGACGAGGGACUGGAGUGUGUGCAGCAAGGGAAAAAGAAGAAUAGUGGAAUUUGUGCUGUACCCCCAACAACAACCGCUCUGCCGGAGGUGGAGACAACAGCUGCUCCAGCAGCAGAAUCAUCUGAAGAGAAAUCUAGCGAGAAAGUUCCCGAUUCUUCAGCAUCUGGAGAAACACCUGAACCAGAACCAGAAAAGUCUCAAGAAUCAACUGGAGCUGAUGAGUCAAAGGCAUCUGAAGGGUCUGAAAAAUCCCAAGAAUCAGGAGAAUCUAAGGGAACCUCUGCUGAAAAACCAGAAGAGCCUGAAAACCCUCAACAACCUGACGAGACCAACGACGGAUCAACAGCUGAUGAAGGCUCCAAAUCUCAAGAACCAGAGCAACCUGAAGAAUCCAAUGAUGGAUCAAAAGCCGAUGAAACCAAAUCUCAAGAACCAGAGCAGCCUGCAGAGCCAGAACAGCCUCAGGAACCAGAACAACCAGCUGAGCCAGAACAGUCUCAAGAAAGUCAAGAACCUGAGCAGCCCGCAGAGCCAGAACAGUCACAGGAACCAGAGCAGCCUCAAGAACCUGAACAACCUGAUCAAUCUUCAGUUGCUGAUGACGCCGAGCCUCAACAGUCAGAACAGGCUGGAUCUGUUGCAGAUGAAGCUUAAAAAUGUAUGAAGAAGAAAUACGUUUAUGACGCAGAGGACUAAUAUGCUCUCCAAUGCAAGAGACAGAGCUCGGAAACAGUCUGGAACUCUAAAAUGUGAUUUAUGGACAGAAUUUUAUAUCUUUGUUGGCCACUUUGUUUUUAAACCUUUUAUAAGCAGUCUUGUUUUAUGAAGCAGAAAUAAAAAUCAUUGUAUAUAUUUGA
Messenger RNA from Uloborus diversus, 1180 nucleotides. RefSeq lists its product as uncharacterized. The record is from RefSeq and is a predicted model, not a curated record. The transcript is spliced from 4 exons. The coding region runs from base 90 to 977 and encodes 295 amino acids. Lineage: Eukaryota; Metazoa; Arthropoda; Arachnida; Araneae; Uloboridae.